This is a messenger RNA of Paramecium primaurelia, 997 nucleotides long. NCBI's taxonomy places the organism in Eukaryota, Ciliophora, Oligohymenophorea, Peniculida, Parameciidae. The record is from the annotation of a GenBank genome assembly.
AUGGAAACUUAUAAGUGUAAUAAUCUAAACCAUCAAGAUGAAGAAAUAUUAGGUUUUUGCUUAAAUGAACAUUGUGAGUAGGAAAAAUAAUAUUGUUAUAAAUGUUUAAUAAUGACUCAUUCAGAUCAUUAGAAUGAUUGCAUUCGAUUUGUUACAAUGAGCAAAGAUAUUAAAGAAUUCAUUCAAGCUUAAGAUGAACUAUGUAAAUAAAUAAAAGAAAUAAUUGAUAAAAUAAAGAAUUCACUUGAUUAAAUUUACAAAAAAAAAGAGCAAGAGAUUACAAAAUUAAAAAAUAUGGACUAAUAACUUGGAAAUUAAGAGUAUUAGAAUUUAAAAUCUUAAAUAAACAUAAUCUAACAGUUUUAUUAAAAAAAAAAAGAAAAUGAAACAAGUAUCAAUUUAAGUAAUAUUAAUAGAAUAACAAAUAAUCGAAUUGAAUAAAAUUUGUAAUGCCAUUAAGGAUAUUGUAAAUGAUUAAAUUAAUUCUAAAGCUAACUCUGGCAACUCAAAAAUUAUUAAAAUUGUAGAAAUUACUGAGAAUAAUGAUAAUUAUAAGCAAUUUUAGGCAAAAUCAUUAUUUAUUGAAGGUAAAAUUAAUGAAUUAAGUAAAAUAGGGGAAUAAUUAACUAAGACUAGGGAAUUUGAACAAGCUUUGAUUAAGUUUGAUGAUUCAAUAAAAUUAUGUAGUAAUGAUGUUGAUGUUUAUAUAUGGAAAGGUAACACUAUUAANUAGAAAAAUAUAUCCUAUAUUAUCUACUAAGAAAAACUAUUAAGUCUCACUAAAUAGGAAAUUGUGAAGUGUAUUGUAAAGUUCGCUGAAAUAUCUGAAAUUGAAAGCUAAUUUGUAAUUUUUAUAGUCUUAAGAAAAAUUUCGUCAAUGCCUUUAGCUUACACAUAUGAAUGGAUAUUGAUGUAUUCAACAAAUAAUCAUAGAUUAUUUAAUAUUAGUAAAAAAUAAUUUUUAUUAGAACUUCAUAACAAUUCCCAUAAAUUUUGA